Messenger RNA from Mizuhopecten yessoensis (Yesso scallop), 627 nucleotides. RefSeq names its product ficolin-1-like. The transcript is spliced from 4 exons. The record is from RefSeq and is a predicted model, not a curated record. Bases 1 to 627 code for a protein of 208 amino acids. Lineage: Eukaryota; Metazoa; Mollusca; Bivalvia; Pectinida; Pectinidae.
AUGAGCUGUUCAUACGUAGGUGUCGGCUCCCCUUCUGGUGUGUAUAGGAUAAAAACACUGGCAAACAAAGUUAUCAACGUAUUCUGUGACAUGGACACUGCCGGGGGGCCGUGGACGGUGAUCCAGAGACGAGUAGAUGGAGGAGUCGAUUUCUAUCGCAAUUGGACAGACUACAAGAACGGAUUUGGGGAUCUAAACGGAGAGUUUUGGAUCGGAAAUGACAAUCUUCAUCACCUGACAAACACACACAGGCGCCUACGUGUUGAACUAGAGUUAUGGGACGGAACAAAAGGCUUCGCCCAGUACUCGAUGUUCCAUGUGUCCGACGAAGAACACAAUUACACACUCACUGUGCAGGGCUUCUCCGGGAAUAUUCAUAAUUCCUUGUAUUACAAUAACGAUCAAUCCUUCAGCACCCCUGAUCGUGACAACGAUGGUAUUGGCUACUUGAACUGCGCUGAAAUAUUCCAUGGUUCCUGGUGGUAUGGAGAAUAUUACGAGGUCAAUCUGAACGGUGAUUACAGGGUCGACUAUGGCAGCCCUGACACUGAAUCAAUGUUCUGGUAUAAGUUCCCCCAUGGUCGUCUUCGUGCUCCUCUGAAGACAAGCAUGAUGAUGAUACAAUAG